CUGGAUAGUGAUCAAACAGGUGUAUUUUGAAAAGUAAGUAUUUGGGAAGCCUCUAAGCCACAGAUUUGAGCCAAAAAUGCUGCUCUAACUUCGUUCAUCCUUCUCUGCCGUACGAUAAAGUAAAGUACCUGUAAAAAGUCUGAGGCGUACCUCCUCCAAGCAGCUAUGAAGUCAUGCCUAGCAGCGACGUUAUUGUUCAGUGCGAGCUUGGUUAUUUGUCAAUCGUCGGACCUCGCUUUACGCUUCAUAACCUACAACAUCCGCUGGGCCACCCCAGACCCAGGAACCAACGAAGCCCUCUGGUCCACCCGCCGACCUCACCUCUUCUCUCAGCUCAACUAUGAGACCGCAGCUCGACCCGAGUCGCUUCUCUGCAUGCAAGAAGUAGUCGAAGAACAACUCCUCGACAUCGCUCAAGACCUCGGCCCAGCCUGGGCCCACGUCGGCGUCGGCCGUGAUGACGGCGUCGCUGCCGGGGAGUUUUCGCCAAUCUACUACCAGCCGGACACCUGGACCCUCGCGGAGAACCGGACGUACUGGCUGAGCGAGACGCCUGACGUCCCCGGGUCCAAGGGCUGGGACGCCGCGCUACCGCGUAUCGUCACCGUCGCGUCGUUCCGGCAUGUAGAGAGUGGGCUGCCGCUCGUCUACAUGUGUACGCACUUUGACCAUGUGGGCCAGGUUGCGAGGGAACAUAGUGCAGAGCUCUUGGUCAGCCUGGCGAAAGGGUGGGGGAACUCGACAGAGGGGGUUGUGCCGGUGUUUCUAGGCGGUGACUUGAACAUUGAGCCGGAUAAUGCGGCGUAUCAGAUCUUAAUUGCGGACGGGAACUUGCAUGAUAUCCGGGACGUGGUUCCUGAGUCUAAGAGGGUGGGAUAUUCGAAGACGUAUACUGCUUUCACGGAUGACACGUUGGAUGACACGUUUCUUGACCACUUGUUUGUGGGCGAUCCGGCGGUUAGAGGGAUGGAGUUUUUGGCUCAUGCGGUUUUGCCGAACCAUUUUGACGAUGGCGUGUAUAUAUCUGAUCACCGACCUGUUGUCGCUGAUGUUACGAUUGAUGUAUAGAUCAAUGGGAAACUUUCCAGGUCAUGCUGAUAGUCCUGACUUCCAUCCAGUAGUUGACAGAACGUCUGAUAAUCUUAGCCAGCGGCUCUUGAGACUUGAAGUGCUCUACAGACGACCUGUUUGAUCGUACUGUGUUGGAUC
Molecule: messenger RNA, 1209 nt
Organism: Colletotrichum acutatum
Lineage: Eukaryota; Fungi; Ascomycota; Sordariomycetes; Glomerellales; Glomerellaceae
Product: endonuclease/Exonuclease/phosphatase
Exons: 1
Coding region: 166-1068 (300 amino acids)
Molecular function (GO): 3'-5'-RNA exonuclease activity
Source: RefSeq, a predicted model, not a curated record